Pyricularia grisea is the source of this 2115-nucleotide messenger RNA. RefSeq lists its product as uncharacterized. The transcript has a single exon. The record is from RefSeq and is a predicted model, not a curated record. The coding region runs from base 1 to 2115 and encodes 704 amino acids. Lineage: Eukaryota; Fungi; Ascomycota; Sordariomycetes; Magnaporthales; Pyriculariaceae.
AUGGCGACAGACAGGCUCCUGACGACAGUGCUUGGCCUCUUUCAAAAUGUACACGAUGCGCCCAAGACGGAUCAGAUCCUCGGCACAACUGUAUCCCUUCUCGCGACACUUACGAACCCGCUUAACAUUUCGCUGCUCACCUCACACUUCCUAAGCGCCCACGCUAUAUGGCAUCCGCACGCCAGUCCGAGUCAAACCUGUCUACGGGUCAUGUCGGUUUUCAGCACGGCUGCCCUGCGUGUGCGCACUGCCGAAGUAGACGGGAGGCUUAGCCACACAAUACACGGAAGCGAGGGCUGGGCACGCGCCGUGGCCCGCGGUGCUGACGAUAGGUCGGCGCGCUGGCAGCAUCUUCUAUGCUUGACAGGCGUCUUGACAGGGUUCGAAGGUAGCCACCGGCAGUCGCUCUCUCCCGCCAUGAGACGUACCCUUGAGGAUGCCGUUGCCAGGGCGGCAAGCAUAGCGUUGGCCGACGCCAAAGAAACAAACAGUCCGGAACCUACAAGGACUGCCGUCGCUGUGGCGCUCACUUAUGCAUUCCCACUACUCUCAGAACAGGCAAGGGCAUCGAUAGAUGCCGACGCACUGGUGCCUGCUGCCCUGGAGUCCAUGUUUGGCAUUGAGGGUCUUGAUGGGGGUAUGUUUAUCGGCGCAGACGUAAAUAAUGACCUACGUGUGGAUGGACUUGGACUUUUGGAAUGGCCGCAAACCUCGCCGUCCUUUGUCCGCCUACAACACGUCUCGUCGCGGCCCUUGGUCAGAUCAUUAGGACCUCUGGCCAAGAUGGCGGCCUAUGCAAUCGAGAACGCAAAGUCCUCGCAACUGGUGCUGCACGCACAGGACCGCCUCCUGAGCUUCUCAACGCAACUGAUGCAGCACUGGAGGGCAAAUCGACUAUCACAGCUGGAGCCACUGGACGUGCCGGCACACCUCACCCAGGGAACUGCGCAAAUUACCUGGCCGAUCAUGCUUCAGACGCAAAAGAACAUCAUGUUUGCCUGCGCUUUUGUUUUGCAGGCAGUCGUGUCGCGAGCCUUGCUAGACUCGCGUAUCAGUGGCCAUUCAACACUCGCAACGACCACUGCGUCCAAGACGUUGCUCGUCCUACGGAACCUGCACUUCAUCUCAUCACGGCCAGGCAACAGCGCGUUUCAGGUGUAUUCUUUCAUAUAUCUCGGAUCCAUCGACAUACUGACUAAGAAUGGGGGUGCAUGUGUUGAGCUUCUUCGCCAAAUGUUCCCACCAAGCGCCAGCAUUGGGCAGGUGCCGCUCAAUGCCCUUGAUCGAGUGUUGGAUCUCUUUUACCUGUCUCUGGCCGAACAUCUCCCUCUCAGUCUCACACCGGAUGCGUGCGAGACUCUUAUUGUCCGGCCAGCAAUGGUUUAUAUUUCUCCUGCUUCAAGCCGAGCGAUGCCGACACUUCGCAUGGUUGAACUUUUCGAGGCGGCCCACAGCGCCGUCCUAUCGGUGCUCUGCUGCCCCCAGAAUGCACCUCUUACCGUGAAACUGGUUCCCCCUUAUGCAGAGAUUUUGUUCGAGUCGUUUCCAAGCCGUAUAUCAGCUCGGCAGUUUCGCAUGGCAACCAAGACCAUCAUGCAAAUUAUAUCACCACCUUUCCCAAUCUCGGCCACACAUCCUGAACUUGCAGAGACGCUCCUCGAAAUGAUGCGCUUCCGUGCGGAUACUACGGCCGGCAAAAUACCACUGCCUCCAGGACCAGGAGAAUCAGCCGCAGCCGUGGCUGCGCAGGAGAGCGGCGAGCCAGCUGCCAUGGCGGCUCCCAUGUCGGAACAAACCGCGCUUGUGCUCGCCAUGAUUGAUUCGCUCCCGUUCUUGCCCUUGUCUAUUGUGGAGGACUGGCUUACUGUUGCUGCGAUAUCACUCAACAAGGUUGAGGAUCCAGACUUGAGGGAGGUGGUGAAGCGGCGCUUUUGGGACGUCCUUGUGAGUGGAGAAAUGGACGUGGAGAGGGCCGCCCUUGGUGUCGCCUGGUGGGGGACCAGGGGCGGUAGAGAGAUGGUCUUGUUUGGACCGGCUCACGAUUCGACUAGGUCUGCUCCGCUUAUGAUGAGCGGUGCUAUUGUUGAUGAGGUCGAAAGGGGCUGCAAGCUGUGA